Molecule: messenger RNA, 10578 nt
Organism: Grus americana (Whooping crane)
Lineage: Eukaryota; Metazoa; Chordata; Aves; Gruiformes; Gruidae
Gene: KDM7A
Product: lysine demethylase 7A
Exons: 20
Coding region: 191-2950 (919 amino acids)
Biological process (GO): protein demethylation; regulation of transcription by RNA polymerase II
Molecular function (GO): histone demethylase activity; transcription coregulator activity
Source: RefSeq, a predicted model, not a curated record
CCGGGUGACGCACGUGCGCGCGCCCCCGCGCGCUGUUGUUCGCUCGCUCCCGCGCCGCCUGCCCGUGCCUGCCUGUCGGCGGCGGGGCGCGCGCGGCGUGUGGGGCUGGCACGCGCGCUGUUGUUAUUGGUGCCGCCGGCCGCGGCGGAGGGAGGGGGAGCGGACGCCUCAGUCAGUGAGUUCUUUAAAGAUGGCCGGAGCGGUGGCGGCUGCCGCCGCGACCCCCGUGUACUGCGUGUGCCGGGAGCCUUACGACGUGAGCCGCUUCAUGAUCGAGUGCGACAUCUGCAAGGACUGGUUCCACGGCAGCUGUGUUGGGGUAGAGGAACACCAUGCUGUUGACAUUGAUCUAUACCAUUGUCCCAACUGUGCAAUUCUCCAUGGACCUUCUUUAAUGAAGAAGAGGAGGAACUGGCACAGACAUGACUACACAGAGUUGGAUGAUGGUUCCAAACCGGUGCAGGCUGGAACACGGACCUUUGUUAAACAGCUGCGGGCUCGCUCUUUCCCAAGUGCUGAUGAAGUCAUUCUGAAAAUGCAUGGAAGCCAGUUGACACAAAGAUACUUGGAGAAACAUGGGUUUGAUGUUCCCAUUAUGGUUCCUAAAUUAGAUGGUCUGGGGCUCAGACUUCCUCCGCCAACUUUCUCCGUUUUAGAUGUGGAACGCUAUGUAGGUGGCGACAAAGUGAUAGAUGUAAUAGAUGUAGCAAGACAAGCGGACAGUAAAAUGAAGCUCCAUAAUUAUAUUAAAUAUUUCACAAAUCCUGAGCGACCAAAAGUAUUGAAUGUGAUCAGCCUGGAAUUCUCGGACACAAAGAUGUCUGAAUUAGUGGAAGUACCGGAUAUUGCCAGAAAACUUUCAUGGGUGGAAAAUUAUUGGCCAGAUGAUUCUGUCUUCCCUAAGCCUUUUGUUCAGAAGUAUUGCUUGAUGGGUGUCCAGGACAGCUACACCGAUUUUCAUAUCGAUUUCGGAGGAACAUCAGUUUGGUACCAUGUUCUCUGGGGUGAGAAGAUAUUCUAUUUGAUCAAGCCCACUGAUGAAAAUUUGGCUCUAUAUGAGUCUUGGAGUUCAUCUGUCACCCAGAGUGAAGUAUAUUUUGGGGACAAGGUUGACAAAUGUUACAAAUGUGUUGUGAAGCAAGGACACACUUUAUUUGUUCCAACAGGCUGGAUUCAUGCUGUCCUCACAUCUCAGGAUUGUAUGGCUUUUGGAGGAAACUUUUUGCACAACCUCAAUAUUGGCAUGCAGCUCAGGUGUUACGAAAUGGAGAAGAGGCUAAAAACCCCGGAUCUUUUCAAAUUUCCUUUCUUUGAAGCCAUCUGUUGGUUUGUGGCCAAAAACUUACUGGAAACAUUAAAAGAACUGAGGGAAGAUGGUUUCCAGCCUCCAAGCUAUUUAGUGCAAGGAGUGAAGGCUUUACUUACGGCUUUAAAAUUAUGGAUGAAAAAAGAACUUGUAACAGAACAUGCCUUUGAAAUUCCAGACAACAUUAGGCCUGGGCAUCUGAUAAAAGAGCUCUCAAAAGUGAUUCGUUCUGUAGAGGAGGAAAACAGCAAACUAGUUAAAACUCAGGGAAUUCUUGGUGUGUGUCCAACUUCACGGUCUUUGCAUGAAACAACUUCCCCUCACCACUCCAGACGAAGGGUGAGGAAACUGCGAGACCAUGCUACCAAAACUCCUUCUAAUCUGGACAUCCUGGAACUCCACACCAGAGAGGUACUGAAAAGGCUGGAGAUGUCACCGUGGGAGGAGGAUACAGCAAGCUCGAAACUGAACGGGAGAUUUAACAAGCCGUUUCAGCCAUCUUCUACAGUACCUGAAUGGCGAACAAAAGACAAUGAUCUUCGCCUUCUGCUGUCAAAUGGAAGAAUAAUUAGAGAUGAGAGACGCCCAUUUACAGAUCGAAGUCUUUACACAGCAGAUAGUGAAGAUGAAGAUGACAGGACAAGGUCGAAAAAGACAACUGUUAAGGUAGAAGACCAGCCCUCAGGACUUGAAGGAGAAGGGAAUUCAGAUGCCCAGAAACCACUGAACAUGUUCUUUGAAAGUGUGAAAUCAGAACUCAGGAAUGGAUCCUCAGAGUACUCUGAUAUUUCUGAUUCAGAAGAAUCUGAGCCUGAUUGCACUACACAGCAGAAGGAUUCCUCCACAGAGGAGUCGGAAAGCUCAGGUGAUGAAGAGAAACAGGAAGUAACAUCAAAUUUCAAAGAGGAAUCCAAGGUCACGAGACACCUUUGUCAAAAUACCCAGAAGCCAUCCAGAAAUGAAACUCCCAGUAAAAAGGAAUGUCCUACCUCGACAAGUACAGAAGAAGAAGCUAUUCAGGGCAUGCUUUCUAUGGCAGGAUUGCACUAUACUACAUGUUUACCAGGUCAUACUCAAAGCACAGACUGCACAGAUAAAAGAACCUCUCUUCAGGAACACAAAAGCUACCCCAGGAGUCGGCAUAAAGACAGACAGCCAUCUCAGAGCUACAAAACAACAGAAUGUGGUAGGUCUGUGAAGGAAGAGGAAGGAGAGUUGGGGACUUCAGCAUGGGCCAGACAACUGAAUGAAGCUUCGAGGAUUACCCCUCAGGAUCCAAGUAAAACUCAAAAGUAUAUCAAGAAAGAGGGUGCAUCAGAAGCCAAUCAUAAGGUUCAGGAAAACAGAAGUAUAGUCCACAACAACAGCUUGAGUUUUCAGCAUGGCAAGUAUACACGAGACUCCAGUCUAAUUCAAGGAGAAUGUCGGCUGAGUGAUGGCAGCCUUAGCCCUGACAGGCCAUAUGGUGAAACAUCCUUGUCUGUACCACUUCACCCAACAAAGAGGCCAGCAUCAAAUCCACCCCCUAUCAGCAACCAGGCGACAAAAGGCAAACGUCCAAAGAAAGGAAUGGCAACUGCUAAACAGCGCCUUGGGAAGAUCUUGAAGCUGAACCGGAAUGGCCAUGCACGCUUCUUUGUUUAAUGUAGCUGCUACUUCUACUACUGCUGUCUUUCCUACACAGACCAGUAUCGAGGUCAACAGAGCCUGGAGCUGCUGUUAUUCCUCUGCUUGAAGCAGACUUGCAUGUACCAUAUAUAAAACACUGCCUGAUGAACAAAAAUGAGAAAGAAAGAGAAAAAACAAAAAACAAACAAAAAAAAACCCAACCCAAUGCUGCAUUUUCACUGUGCCACACCUGCUCAGCAAUAACCAUACAGGAAUGGGGAAAUCUUCAGAGAGACAUGGACUGUGAGAAAUAGUCUCUCAUCAGGGCUUGAAUAUCAUUUGUUGCUGGUAGUUUCUGACCUAAUUAAUGAGGGGAAGAUGAUGAAGGUGGUUUAUCGAUAAUUUAUUUCUGAUAGAUUUUGACAACUUUUAAAUUCAUUUAAAAAACCUAUUUAUUUGGAAGACUUUUUUUGUGGGGGUUAUUAAUUUAGAUUUAAGAAUGUGAAAGUUUUUAAUUGUUUUGAUAAUGUAUGUUUGGUGCAGUGGAGAGCCACAUUAAUUGUGAUUAGUCUGGACUCCUAAAUUUGAUAUUCAGGUUAUAGUCUUAAAUAGGGGUGAGAUACAUUAUUAAUUAUUUUUUAAAUUAAGGCAUAUGGAAUCUUUUUUUUUUUUCCUGCUUUUUGUAAGCUAUUGGCUGGGCUUCUGUUGACUUGCAAGUUGCAUAUUCUCUGCCAGCUUGAUUAUUUUUUGACCUGUCCUCUUCAAUACAGAUUUAUUUAUUUGAUGGACUAGAAGAGACUCCUAAAGACAGAAGGAUCUUGUUAUGUCAGUCCAGUAGCUAACUUGUCUUAAACUGUACCCCUUUCCUCCAAAUUGAAGCGCAUACUUUUCCUCCUGAUGAUCUGUCUGAUGAUUUUCUUCUGUAAAAAGGCUCCCUGAAAUUGCAUUUGUACAGGUUAUUUAAGAGUUGGUACAAAGGAGGGAAACCUUAUGUAUCUAUCUUUUUGGAGGAGUGGGGACAUCAUUUAAGAUAAAUGUUUCUUCAGAACAAUUACUCUGAAAUAACUUCGUAAGAUAUACAUUGCAGUCUUAAGAUUUGUCAUAUUACUUAAUGUAGCAUGGAAGAAGCAUUAAAAUACUAAUAGUAUACUUUAAACACAUUUUACUGAAGAGUCAGGAAGGCAGGAGAAUGUGUGUUGCUUUCAAAGCUGGGUGAGACAGCCAAUUAAAACUCUUAACUGGUGCAUAUAUAAGCAUUAAGUAGCUUACUGGUAUCAGAAUGAUCAUUUGUGUCAGGCUUCAUACAGAGCUGAUAGCAAAUGCCGAUUCUGAAUUAUUGUAAAUAAUUUUGAUUUUAAAUUUGUAUUUUUCUGUAAUAUAAAAUUAAAUAUUUAACUUUUAGGGGAUGGGGAUGAUGGUGGAAAGGUGAAUACUUUUACUUGAUUCUGGAAAAAGGGCAUUUUGCAGGGUCCAGCCAAAAUGUAAACAUUAAUAUGCUAAUGACAACAAUAUUCUUGGUUGUUCAGGCUUUUUUUUUUUUGUUGCUAAGAGUAAAAAUACUAAGGCAUAGCUAUCCAAGUCAUUGAAUUGAUUUAACUUGACAUACCAGUUUUUCCUUUCUCCAUAUUCUAUACUGGAAUCAUUCUCUCUUGAUGUGGUUUAAAAACAAAUGCAGUUGGACUUUCCAGAAUAUUUGUGCAGAAUUAUUUUUAUCUAGCCUAGAUUAUGAAUGCCUUUACAAAUUUAUGGAAGUAGUUCUGAUGUCAGGUGGUUUUGAUUGUUGCAGGGUCAAAACUAUUUAGCAGUAUGUUGUCCUGUUUCUAAGUUGAGAAACAUCAAAACAAUGCAACUGCAAAUAAGUCAGGUAGCUUUCAUGGCUUUACUUCCUCUGGAGCUUGAAAAUUAUGAUUGAGGAGUGGUUGUUUGCAGCCCUGCUUUUACAUUGUAUUGACUUGAGUUUAUAGUUUUGUGUGUGUGCAUAUGAGUGAAUUUUUUUAACCUUUUUGUUGUUUGCGAAUUAUGGUUUCACAAAAGCAUGUUUUCAGUCUUUUUUAAUUUAUUUUUUUUUUAAUUUAAUGCAAGCUCUCAACCUUGUUUAGAUUAUUGGGAACGGAGUUAAAAGAUUUCUAAAAAGCAGAAGAUAAGCUAAGAGGUACUUACUCUACAGGUGCUGAAAGUGACUAAAAGUACUUGCUGUUCUCAGGUGCUAUGUUUUCCAGAUGGAAAUCGUUAAAAGACAAUAUUUUAACUAUCUUCUAAAAUGUUCACACCAAAGUCAGUCAAAGAAAUAAAUUAUGUUGUCAAUAUUAGUUAAAAUUAUAUACUCAUAAAUAUUCUCUGUGCUUAAGCAAAUGGAUUAAUGCCUGCCAGGCUUUGGAAACUGUUUCAGCUUUAGCGUAUUGAACCAAACUGUUUCCUUGUUGCUGGCUGUAUAGUUUUUAAGAAUAGAAAAUUCCAGUUUAGGGCAGCAAUCAGAUUCAGAGCAGAAUGAAGAAUGUGCUCUCUCUCCAUAAAGGCAGAUUUUUGAGAACACUUACCUGAAGUAGAAGUAUGCCAGAAUAGAAUCUGGAGUAAGGAAUUUUAAAAUAUGGAGUAUGCUUUCUUGUACAUGUGAGUGGCUUAUACAAAGUCUCUUUUCUGACCGUCUGCAUUAUUUGUCUGUAUCUUACUAUUGGAACACAGAUGUGGCUGGACCCAUAUAUAUUAUUUCUUCUUGGUUUUAUUCUUUCUUUAUUCUACUUUCUACCUUUUUUUUCAAAGUGGCUCUCCACUGUCAUGAAUUUAUGUAAUAGUCUCUUCACAGGCUGUCAACAGGAAGAGGUUCAUUCCCAUUUUCUUCAAAUAUCCAUACUUCCAGCAGAAGUUAAUUCUGAUGUUCCACAUCAGAACAAGUAAUUUAAAAGAAAUUGCCAUGAUGAGCGGUAUUUAAAAAAUUUUUAAAAAAAGAAAAAAAGGAAAAAAAAAGUCUCCUGGUAGCUCAUGAAGAGGAUGUGGUGACCUCACUUGUUUUGUGUACUUGUAUGUAGGGAUAUUUUUAUUGUGUUCUAGAUGAAAACACUACUGCACCAAUCUUUCUGUAGAUGGACUGAACUUUGUGUUGUUGUAGUGGACAAAAAAAGCCCUGUUUUUCCCUUGCUGUCUCACCUGGGGUGGAAGAGGGAGGGAGUAGGGAACGGUGACUGGACAACAAAGAGAAUUAAGCCUGCUAUGGUAACUUGUUUUCAAGGAUAACCUUUUUUGAAAAGUCAGAGAACUUGGAUUUGGCAUAAAGCUUUUUUUUUUUUUUUUUUUGUAGACAGAACAAUAGGAAAUGAAAUACUGUAGGGGUUUUCCCAUUCUCUAAGUUCUCACGUUCCUGCAAUUGAAAAAAAACCAACAAACAAACAUGAAAAUGGAAAGACCACCUAGAAACUAUAUCAAAGACUCUUCCAGCAACUUUCCCUUUUCUUCUCCUACUAUACUUGCUAAUAAACCCUUGCUACAGGGUAGCCUUUGUUGACCUCUGAGGUAGAUGACCUAUGCAACCUAUAAUACUCUACAUUAAUCCAUUCUUAAAGACAAUUUUGAAAGGGUUAGAUGUUGAGAGUUAAAAUUGUUGCUUUCUGAUCACAUGGGGGUUUUGUUUUUUUGGUGGUUGAAGUGCUUGUGUUACCCUUAGUAGAGAUAUAAGAGAGCACAGUGUCAUGAUCACAUUUUAGAAGCUUCAGCUUUCCCUAGGCUUUGCUAUAUGGCAUAAGCUACUGUCAUUCACAAGGCCAUGAAGUUGUAAAUGUUGAAAAUUUUUGCAGGGUUUCAGAGUCAGAGCUGAUUUGAAUCUUGUUACCCCCUUUUUUGUAACUGUGGAGACUAAGCAGAAUUGAAGCUAGAACGACCUGGUACUACAAGCCUCUAACUAGUGCCCUAUUUAGGCUCCACAUGCCCACCUAUCCCUUCACACCCCCACCAUGACCCCCAAAUCUAGUGUCUUUCCAGAGUUUCAUUCACAUAAUACUUCCAGACCAUUAAAAGCUGUUUGUAGCUCUGGGGUCGAGUGAGCCCAGAGAUACUCUUUCACAGAAGAAAUAUAAAUGGAACCAAGGGCCUUACUGUUUGUGGUUAAACAAGAUUAAAAGCUGCAACAUCCAUUUUUCCAAAAAAAACCCAAAACAAAACAAAAAAACCCAACAAAAAGCCCACCCUAGUAUCCCUCUUUGUGGGAGCGUAUGAGUGAUAAAUCAUGCAGUGGAUGGGAAAUAUAAGUAGCACUGAUAAGGAAAUGCAUGUUCUUCAUAGGCUGCAUUUCUGUUUGGGAAAAAAAAAAAAGACUUUUUCUACUUUUAAUAUAAAUUAAGCCAUAAGAGUUUCAUGCUGUGGGAAGGGAAUGAAAGGGAUCACUUUAAGAGAUUAUAUUGAUAUGUAUUGUCACUUCUGCUGGGAAAUGUCUAUUGCUGCCAAUGCUUUGGUGAAUCUUUUUUUUUUAAAAAACAUGGAAUUUGGGGGAAAAAAAAAAAGGGGCUAGUUCUUGGCUAUAUUUACUAGUUUUGUAGUAAUGUUUUGCUGGCCCAUUUGUCUUUUCCUCUCCUUUUUCUACUCAGUCUAAUUUCUAUCUUUCCUUCUAAUGUCUCUCAAUAUUAGCUUGUCUGCUCAGUAGGGGUCGGUGUAUGUGUGUCUUCCUUUUUACAGAAACGCACUACUGUGUUAAGUAUUUGGCUGGGAAAUGGGAUGCUGCAGCUUUAAGAGCAUUUUUUUCAAUUCAGAACAGUAUUUCCCAUCCUCUUUUGCCUGCAGGCAGGGAAAGUGUAUGUACAGUAUUUAUUUUGUUUUGAUUUUACUUUAAAUUUGUAAGUUUCUAUAAGUAGUUCACAUUGAUUAUUCUAGGGGAGGACAAGUGGCUUUGUUUAAAUUUGUAUUUGAUAUUCAUAGUUUCCACUUUCUGUACUUUAAAAUACUGAAAUUAAAAAAUUGUAUUGCUUAUGUUUUGAUUUUAGCACUCUAAAGUGUUUAAUUUCUUCAGACUUCUGCUCCUUUGCUUCAGUGUAAAUAUGGAAAACUGUACAGAAUGUCGUGAACAGAAAAAUGCUUUUCUAGGUCCAAUCUCUGUGCCCUUAUUGCAUUUUAAAGAAGUUUUCUGGAGAAAUGUGAGAGGGAAUAUUCUCAUACUGUUGUUUUAUUUUUUCAAGCUGCAAAUCUAAUUUCAAUCCAAGUAUAUUAUAUGGCAACUAAAUGCAUUUUGUGAAGAUGUGUAUAUUCUUCACAAAAAAGAAGGUGGAAGUGUUUGUGAUCCAUCAUAUUAGCAGAUGUAGGACUGUAAGAAGGAUGUCAAAUGGUAUUUUCAUGUUCUUGCUCUUGGUUUUUGUUCAAGUUUGUCUCAUGCUACUGAUUACUGACUCAUCUCUUGAUUUCUUUUUUUUUUUUUUUCCUAUUUUAUUUUCCCUUUAAGUGUAUGCAGUUUCUGGAAGAAGAUAUUUCUCUUUCACACUCCUAUGUACUUUGUCAUACUUGCUUUUAUCCUGGAUGACUUCUCUGCUGAUUGCUCCCACCACACGUUAUCUUCUGGUUUACAGUUGUCAGUGCUCCCUAUUUUGACUCCAUAUGGCAGUACAGUGUUUGCCUGUGGGUACUCUGCUCGGGGUAACAGAAGCAUUACUGUGUUGCACUCCAUGCAAUGCAUUUUCUUCUGCUAAUAGUGUUCCAUGCUACUGAACUGCUUCAGCAGUGCUGUGGUGAGCAGAUGCUUAGAUUCCAGUGAUGGUCAUUUUAUGAGAGCCUUAGAUAAAUAGUGCAGCAAUGGCAUUGGAAGAACCAGGUGGCAAAAGGUGUUUGAUUUGAGCAUCCUGUGUAGCUGCUCAAGUUUACUUCUUAGCCUGGCUUGUAGUUUACAGAGAAUUUAUGGUUGACUAUAAUGACUAGGAGAUCUGUUCAUGGACCAGGACUUCAUUAUGCCAGGUGCUUUACAAAGAACAAGAAUGCUGACCUCAUCAAACCAUGUACUGCUUAAGUAUAAGAUUGAAAUAGUUUUUAAAAACCCCAACAAACUAGUAAGUUCUGUGGCCUAAAGUUUAAACAUGGUAGUGGUGUAGAUUUUGGGGGCAGAAACUUCUAUGCUGUUUCAAAAACAAAUUUCAUUUGAGUGGAGUAAGAAAUCAUGAGGAAAAAUCUUAAGUACAGGGGAUGAAGAUUAAAUAUUUAUAUGUCCAGAAAUCUGUUCCUUCUGUAUUUUGACAUGCCAUUACAUCUUUUCAAUUAAUGUGUUAAAACUGAUUUUAAAUUUGGUUAGCCAAAGAUUUGCCAAAGAUCUGAAAGAGCUGUUUGUCUGUCAGAGCAACCACGUAUUUUGAAAAAGUCUUGAUCACUGUGAUUGAAGAACAACGCGACAACCUACGCAUUUCCAUGAGACUCAUCUGGAUUUGUCACGCUGUGCUCACUGCUUAUACUAAUGUUUUGGUCUGAAAGUGAUAGACUCAAGAGAGCGCCUCAGUGGGCCACUAAUAUAAGUUUCAUACCCAUAUAAAAAUCUACAUAAGCACCUUUUCUAUUUGUCCUUUUGGUUUUGCCAGCUACGCUCCAGGGGUUUUCUCUGUGACUGCUGUUUGGUGGGUAAUACGUAGGAUAGUACAUUGGAAAAUCUGUGAAAUAUCUCAAAGUGCUGCUUUAAAUGCUACUGGAUAGCCUUCAGUACCUGGAGCCGUACGUCUAUUAAAAGUUAGAUUUUCUGGUUUUCUGCUUUUCUGUUUGGGGAGCAUGGGGAAAUACUUACCUGUAUUGUUCUUUCCUAAUGGACAGAUGGAUUUUAAAGAUUUCAAGGCCACCAAAUACAGCAAAAGAAUUGAAUUUCUAAAGUCAGGGAAUGGGCAAGAUACCCUUCCUGGUAUUUGAAGACUAAAGUUUUUGGUUUUUUUAAUCAACAGUAUUCUGCUGCAUUUGAAGUAGAGUACCCCCUUGUAAAGUGCCUACAAACUUUGGUUCUGUGUACAUUUACUGAAGUUGAACUCUUUCUCUAGAGGGUUUGUCGUGACCUGCUUAAGUUGUGAAGCUAUUGUGGUGGUGGCUUAUUAGUUAACACGUUAAACCAAACCUUUUCUUGUUUGUUUUGUUUAGAUAUAACUUUGGAUUGAUGAUGGAAGCCUGAGUAGUAGAAUGAAUAUGGUGAAGUCAGUCAUGCUGAUUGUUGGUUUCUAUAGAAACUUUUUUUUCUUUGUACAGAAGUAUUUCUCCUGGGAGCCCUUGACAUUAAGCUUUUACUGCUGGUAAGUAAUGUCAACUGUCUCAAGCCAAAAGUUAAUGAGGACUGAAACUGUAAAACCAGAAUGUUAUUGUUACUCAUUCUGAUAAAACCAGGAAUUUUAAAUGCCUUUGUUUCUACAGGGGCCAAUGACUAAAGUCUUUACCUGCAGAAGAAAUAGCUGGUGAUCAAGACAGUGAAUAAAGUCUCUCAUUGCCAGAGCUCAUAGUAUUCUACCUAACAGCUGGCUAAUAGGACAGUUUGCUUUGUCUAGACUAAGGUCUGAUUUCUCUAAAGUCAGUUAUAUUCAGUCUUUAGAAUUAACUGCUGCAAAUUUUUGCAGAAUUGUGUUUGGCUUAAUAGUUCUAUUUUUCUGUACUAUUCCUGCUGUAUUUGCUUUGGUCUUGGAAAAAAUACUCUACUUUGGAACAUAUAAGUCAACUAAAAGAACAGUAUACAAAGA